CAGUUUUCUCAGAGUUGUGGAGCCGUCGAGAACGCGGAGCAUUCGCCCAUGUAAAGCCGCAGAAUCCGUCGAUUUUCGCCGGAAUUUAUCAAUCCGAUUUGCCAGUAAUUUGCAACAGAAUAAGUGAAUUUGCCAAGUGAAUUUCCCUAGUUUUUUUUUUCAACUUGCAACGAAAGUGCUAAAGUUACGAAACUGCACUUUCCACGUUGCACUUGCAACCCCAACAGUUUUUUCCACCAGAUCCACCAGCUGAGGGAAAACUAUUAAUAAACCGGGCGAAGGAUGAAACAAAUUCAGAUGUGACGCCCAUCCUCGUCGAAAAUCAAAAGUCGCAAGUGAACAAUUUAGAUACAUAGAUACAUAGAUACAUAGAUAGAAGCGGACGGAUCCAGCAAGACCAUACAUACAUACAUAUUGUACAGCUGAGACAGCGAACACCUUCAGCUUUCCGGCUGAUCCCAAUCCAAAUCGCGAACUAGAGCGCAGUGCCCACCAUGGAUAAUUGGAAUGUUUUGGCAGCGCAAACCUCCUCGCAGGCCAUCGGACUCCACGACUCUGGCGUGGUGAAGACCCGACUGACCAUUGAGAAGCUGCCGGACAAGGUGCUGCUGCACAUCUUCUCGUAUCUGUCGCACCGCGAGAUCUGCCGCCUGGCCAGGAUUUGCCGACGAUGGCGGCAGAUUGCAUACGACACGCGGCUGUGGAAGAACGUGAGCCUGCGACCGGAGGUCUCCGGACUGCACGUGGGCUCGCUGGAGAUGCUGCUGCAGCUGAUCUCGGUGAGAUUCGGACCGACUCUGCGCUACAUCGAGCUGCCCAUCGAGCUGAUCACGCACACGGUGCUCCACGAACUGUCCGCCAAGUGCCCCAAUUUGACCCACAUGCUGCUGGACUUCUCCACAGCCAUGCAGCUGCACGACUUCAGCGAGAUGCAGGCCUUUCCCACCAAGCUGCGCUACAUGUGCGUCUGCCUCUCGGAGGUGAUCUUCAUGGAGGGCUUCAUGCGCAAAAUCUACAACUUCAUCAACGGCCUGGAGGUGCUGCAUCUAAUUGGCACGUACGAGAAGUGCGAGGAGGAGGAGGAGGAGAUCUACGAGGUGAUCAACGUGCACAAGCUCAAGUCGGCCACGCCCAAUUUGCGUGUGAUCAACCUGUACGGCAUCAACUUCAUCGAUGACUCGCACAUCGACGCCUUCAGCUCGAACUGCAUCCAGCUGGAGUGCCUGGCCGUCAACUUCUGCAACAAAGUGACCGGCUCCACCCUGAAGACCCUGAUCCAGCGUUCCAAGCGCCUCACCUGCCUGCUCAUGAACGGCACCAGCCUGAAGUCGGAGUUCGUCAUGCAGGCCGAGUGGGACAAGUGCGCCCUGCAGGAGCUGGACAUCACGGCCACCGAUCUUUCGACCGAAUGCCUCGUGGACAUGCUGAGCAGGAUCCCCAGCCUCAAGUUCCUCUCAGCCGGCCAGAUCAAUGGCUUCAACGACAGCGUUCUCAAGCAGUGGAUGGAAUCGGGCACCACCAGGUCGCUCAUUUCCCUGGACUUGGACUCCUCGGACAACAUCUCGGAUGAGGGCCUGCUUAAGUUUAUACAGCGCCAGGGUCAUCAGCUGAGCGCCUGCUGUCUCUCGGGCAUGCCCCACAUCACCGACCAGCUGUGGAUGAGCAUCCUGCCCCUGCUGGGCAACUGCAAGAUCAUUGUUAUGGGCACCGCAGAGAAGCUGGGCGUCAACAUCCACGUGGACCAGCUGAUGGACACCAUCGCCUCGAAUUGCGGCAACUUGGAGCGGCUGGAGCUGCGCUGGGAUCCGGACAACCUGCGCUUCUCCGACAAGAGCCAGAAGGCCAUCGAUAUUCUGCGCGUCAAGUGCCUCAAGCUGCGCUGCAUGGUGCUCAGCGAUGGUCGCUACUAUGAGACGGUCAAGGCCAACUUUGAGCGUGCCGAUCGCAUCACCGUGGUGCGCACCACCACCUGCUGCCGUGUGUCUCCCUAUCACCUGCUCCGCAACUACAACGAUUUGAUUUUCAACUGAGCCUCUGAGGUUCAGAGCUGAAAGCCAAGAGAGGAUUGGUAGCUUGCACUUACCCGGUUGCAGAGCUCUGGAUGGGAUUUACCCACAACAGGGCCGGAGGAGAAGCAAUGUUUCUGUGUGUUUUCGCUUACAAUAAGAGUGUUUUAAUGUUUUCUGUAUUUUCCGCUUCUUUCGUUUAAUUACUUUAAAUCUAAAUAAACGUACAUAGGUAAUUUAAAUAAAAAC
Molecule: messenger RNA, 2255 nt
Organism: Drosophila melanogaster (fruit fly)
Lineage: Eukaryota; Metazoa; Arthropoda; Insecta; Diptera; Drosophilidae
Gene: FipoQ
Product: F-box involved in polyQ pathogenesis
Exons: 7
Coding region: 495-2030 (511 amino acids)
Source: RefSeq, marked reviewed